AUGUCACCAAAUGUAUACAGAUCGCUGAAAGCUCAGCUUCUCUCGCGCAUACAACCAUUGUAUGAGCUUGUGGCAGUCCCCCGCGAGGCGCCUGAAAAGGUGGAUUAUGGAGACAUUGAUCUAGUGGUAGCGUAUCCGCGCGCUGGACUGACACACCAGAUGGUGACCGAGGCAUUGCGUGCGACGUGCAGCGUUCCUCCAGAUGGAGGCCGGGUCACCAACUUUGCGCUCGCGGCAAUCGCAUUUCAGCUGGGAGAUAAAGACGUGUCAGCAAAGAACGGCGCAGCGCAGGUAUUUUAUCAGGUUGACAUCAACGUUAUGGCGGACAAAGCAGAGUGGGAGGACCAGAUGUUCACAAGCUCUUACGGAGAUGUUGGCCUGAUAUUGGGCCAGAUGACCCGCACGAUCGGGCUGUCGUUUGGAGUGCACGGAUUGAAGUUUGCGGAUCCUUUGCCCACGAGGCCGCCGAUAGCAUUUCACAUAUGUAACACACUCUCACCGAUACUUGCGUACUUCGGUCUCUCCAUGGAUCGAUGGGCUAUAGGAUUUUCCAGCCAGCUAGAGAUCUUUGACUGGCUGGCGACGUCCACCCUCUUUGACCCAUGCGCUAUCGUAAACCAUCACGAGAAACUCUCCACCGUGGAUAAUAGCAAGGAAAGAGGGCGCAAAGCUCGAGCGAUGUUUCAGAAUUUCGUGCUGUAUGCUCGAGAGCGUGCAGAGAACAAGAUCCGUCGCCAAGUGGACGAGGUCUUCAGCGGAAGCCUUGUCCAGGAGUGGACAGGCGUACGCAGCGUCCCGGUGAGGUGGGUGAUGGAUGGCGUACGAGAGCGGUUGACAGCUAGAUAUACCAAGCAGCAUCUGGAUGAUAAUAGGGGCCAAGAUGAUAUUGGAAAUCUUGACCUCAACCGGGAGCUGCAGGACGAGCGCGAGAGAAAAAUGGCUUGCAUUGCGUCCUGGGAGCUUGUACUCUCAACCAUGUCACUUGAUGACGUGCGUGCGGAGGUUGUCGAGGUUAAGGAUGAGAUGGAGGUCGCUGGAAAGCUGAUCUACGACUGGAGAGCGGCCAAGGCAGAGAAAGCCGAGAAGAGGAGAGCGGUAGAGCAAAGCAUGAAGGACCUGAACUCAGACAUGACCGCGUUGUCAGUGAAGGAUGACUAG
Molecule: messenger RNA, 1158 nt
Organism: Sparassis crispa
Lineage: Eukaryota; Fungi; Basidiomycota; Agaricomycetes; Polyporales; Sparassidaceae
Exons: 3
Coding region: 1-1158 (385 amino acids)
Source: RefSeq, a predicted model, not a curated record